Cryptomeria japonica (Japanese cedar) is the source of this 4054-nucleotide messenger RNA. RefSeq lists its product as uncharacterized. Gene Ontology annotation, molecular function: GTP binding; GTPase activity. The transcript has 4 exons. The record is from RefSeq and is a predicted model, not a curated record. The coding region runs from base 1 to 3936 and encodes 1311 amino acids. Lineage: Eukaryota; Viridiplantae; Streptophyta; Pinopsida; Cupressales; Cupressaceae.
AUGCGGUUCAUUUUUGGCAUACAGGAUCCCAAUUCAAGGAGUGGAGCCCUCACAGGAAUUGCCAGCAACCCGCCUUCUAGUCUUCCAGGGAUUGUACUGCGCCGCGUGAUUUCCUUAACAUUUACCUCUGAUCUCCGUUCAUUCCCAAUGAAGCGAAAGGCAGAAAUCGCUUAUGCUGUGAAAGAGAAAUCAGCUCGAGUGAUUUGUGAUGAAGAAGGAGAGACGUCUGCUGACGUUCUGUCGCUCCAUGUUCAAGAUAAGAGUAAAGCUGUGAAUGUAAUUACGAUUGAGAAAGCGUUUUCUCCUAAUCUGUUUAGGGUCAUGCGUAUUGUCCCAGACAAGCAAGAUUACAGCUUUGUUGAAAAGGUGCAGCUCCCACAAGAUGAAGUUCUGAGCCUCUGUAAUAAGCUUGUGCCCUCUUCUGCCACGGCUUCCUCAGGUGAGCCCCCGCGGGUUCGUAUCAAUUUCAGUGCACUCAAUCAACUAUGCUUACCGGCGAUCGGGUUCUAUGGAGACAAGAAAAUGCUCAUACAUAUUUUCCGCAAGGAAAGUAUAGUGGAAGACUGCGUUCUUGAUAAGAUGGAAGGAGGACUGUUAGAACCUGGAUUAUAUGUCAGUUUUCCUGAAAAGUCGAGUAGCAUGGUUGUUUUCUACUGGCAUGAAGGUGAGCAUUUUAAACAUGCCUCUAGAAAAAACGUGUCUUGCAAUUUUAUCAGAUACCUGGUUGAGCUUUGUGAUAGCGUAUAUGUGUGUGUGAAAGGGAGCUAUUCUUUUGAAUCUCUGGCUGCCUCUGCAACAAGCGCUUCUUCAAAAGCUACGCGCACACGAAGGAUUCAAGUCUCCAGUGUGAAGAAUUCGGAGAAUGAUGUGGAGCUGUUGCCUGGUAACAAUUUAAGAAUUGACAGAGGAGUGAAGAGUGCAAAGUCUGGAAAUGCCAAUAAUCAUGACGGAAAUGUGGUGUUCUGCGAAGGGUACCACCGCUUUUGUUUCCUGACAACAGAGGACAGACUUCCUGGGGUUUCUAAGAAUAGGCAGGAAGUCUCGAUGAAAGCUUCUGCAUUUUGCAAUAUGCUUGAAAGAUGGUCGGAAGAUUCUAAUGUCGAUUACUCCAGAUUGAGUAACGAGCAAUUCAUAAUUCUCCUGGAAAACUGUCAGCCACAAAAGUUUGAGAACUACAAGAAGUUCAUGGAAUCUUUCAAGACGAGCAAGUCAGCCAUUUACUCUGCACAAUUUGAGGAAUUCGAGAGAUGUUUUCUCAGAGUUAUUCAAGAAUUCUGUCCGCACGUUCUCCUUUUUGUAAGCAAUGAAACAAAACAAGGGAAUGCGAACGAGCAGAGUUCGUGCUCUGACAUGGACAUCGACGCGGACAGAUUUGAGCAACUGCAUCGAGAACUUUCAAUUAUUUUAGCAGAGAAGGAUAAUGUUUGCCAUGGAGAUCAGAGGGUAUUGUUGCUCGGAUCAGAAAUCAUUCAGUGUACCUGCUCCAAAAAGAUCAAUGGAAAGGCGAAGUUUCUACAACCUAGUAGCGCCAGUAAAGAUUUCCCACUAUCAGGUGAGAUUGUUAAAAUUGUUUUCUUUCCUGUUACUCGGAAAUCGGGUGCUAAGGAAGUAGUGGAGGGGGAGGUUCAUCUUGUUAAUAAGAGUUCGUCUCAUUCUGCAAUCCGUAGUUGGGUAGAAAAUAUGGUUCCUAUUGAAUUGAGAAGGCUCGAAAAAAAUUUAGUUUUUACUGCUUUCUUGUUGGACCGUGACCAGAGUCUAGGUGUAGGUUUUAUGGAAGAGCAUUUGUCAUUCCAAAACAUGCAGAGUCUGCCACCCGAAAUCCGAGAUCCGUAUGUCGAAUUCUGUAGCGUCCAUCCUGCUCAGUCAAUCGAUGAGGAGGCCCUCUUAUCUCAUGACACCCUUAAAACCGUGUGUUGUCAAGUCUAUAAUGACCAUGGAGGCAAGUUUCAGGAGAACAUAAAGGAGUUGUGGACUCGUUUGUUUAAGAAAAGGGGAAGUUCUGUCGACAGAGACACAAGACUCAGACAAGAUGAGUUUGUGAAAGAAUUGAAGAAGAAGAUGUCCACGGUAAAGAAUGACAGCUUGAUGACCAGAUAUAUUGAGGAAGUUAGGAGCACUAGACCUUCGUGGUGGCAUUCAUAUUGGGAGCAAGCGGAGCUGAAGGUGAAGGUGUCAACUGAGGAGAAACAUCCGUUCGCCAUUGUUUAUAAAGCAUGUGAACUGACUCCAAUGAGAAAAGACAUUUCUGAGUUUAAUAGCAACAGUGGGCGUUCAAUUGUACCAAAAUGUGGAGAAUCAGUAGAAUUAGCAGCCAUUAAUCCUCAGCAUGAAAGAUUAUUUAAAGUAGUCAUCCUGAAGUCAGGAGAGCUCAUGGUUUUCAUUCACAAUUUUAAAGAUUCCUCCUUGUAUUUGUACCGGUGUCCCAAGAUUGGUGUCAACAUAAAUAAUACCAGUCAUCCCAUUCUAACGUUUAGGAGGGGAUUCGAUUUGUUGGCUGUCGAUGAAGCUACCAGAUCUAUGGCUCUCUAUGAAAAAGAUAGGUCAAAGAUUGUAAUUUUUAGAUUUGACGAGUCAUUUAGGAAUGUCUUUGGGACUGGGGUUGAGGUUAACCUAGAGUCCUAUAUAGGAAGCAAGAACAUUACAUGGAUGCAUUUAAUUCCGGGGAAAAUGGAACUGCUCAUGGUUGAUGACACCAACAGAGCAAGGGUGGCUGAAAUCCACGAGAAGCCGAUGAUGAAGCCAAAGCAUAUUUCUCUUCCUUUGCAGCAGCACUCCUCUUUGAGAGCAUGUGUUUCUGCUGACGGCUAUUUCUUCCUUGUUUUCAGGCAGUUGCAGCGGCAGGGUGAAGAUAUUGGUGUUGCGGGUACAGGACAUUCAUGUCAUGAAAACAUACUUGAAAUUUAUGUUUUGGGUGAUAGCAUGAGCCACUUGAAGACAAUCCAUUUGAAUGCAGGAGAAUGCAGUAUAUCUGAUUUGGAACAACUUGGGGCGAAAAUUACGAUCUUCGGAUCACAAAGUCAGCUUUUGCUAUAUCGCCCUGUAGAUGCUCCUGAUUUUAUCCUUUCCUAUGUCCUGAAAACCGCUUUAGCUAAAGAAGCUGUGCAGUUGCAUCAAGUAGAUCAGAUUAAAGCUCCCGACGAUGAAACAGAAAUCGCUGGGGCGUGCCCCUAUUUGGGUUACAUCUAUCACAUUUUUGACAAGUUUGCAACAACACCCAAGUUGUUUCCACAUGCUAAGAAGUGCAUUACAUUCAAAGUGGUACUGGAAAGUAGUAGAUCAGAUCGCUGCAAUGGUCAGGGAUGUCUCACCUAUUUAGAAGCUCUUAUUAGACAACUCAAGGCUGGAAAAGAUAAAGACUUUUCAGGCAUGGAGAUUCAAUUUGAAGUGAAUAAUGUAGAGAAUUGCUCAGUUUCAGCUGCAGCAGAGCAGCAGAAACAUGUGAAAAUGGGAAUGUGGGUUGGGAAGCUUGUUUGCCUCGUUCCUAUCCAAAUAGCUCGUGCAGAAAACAAUGCAAUGGUAGCUCUUAAGGAUGGACUUCAAAUACCGCCUGAUGUUAGUUAUGUGAACAGUGUAUCACUUGCUUACUCUAUACGCUUUGGGUUCUAUGAUGCUGUUCUUAGCAGUUGGAAAGGCAAGAUUAAGGUGAUAUCUUCCAUGGGAAAGCAAAGUAGCGGAAAGUCAUAUUUGUUAAAUCAUCUGUCAGGGUCACUUCUUGAUGUUGCAGGUGGCAGGUGCACAGGAGGAGUGUGGAUGACCCUUGCAACGGGCGAAGAUGGAGAUGACAGCAGGGAAAGCAGGUGCUUGUAUGUGCUCUUGGACUUCGAGGGCCUCGGCAGUUUUGAGAGAAGUGAACAAGAGGAUAUGCUUCUCUCUGUUCUCAAUGCCGCUGUCAGCAACAUCACAAUAUUCAACAAAAAGGAUUUUCACUUUGGAUAAGGACACACAAUCCGCUUUCAGCCGGUUCCAGAGUGGGAUCAAUCUACUCAAGCAGGACAAAAUGUUAUUUAAAGGUCUAUUUUACAUUGCCAUCAAGGAUGUGGACACAUCCGAUGUA